AUGGAAGAAGGCUCAGGUUGGGUAUGGGAUUCUAGGGAUCUCGUAUAUUUCCAUCCGAGCUCCAAUACAUACGCCGUCAGCACCAACGGAGAGUGGUCAUAUGUCCAUGCGACAGAGUUCAAACCUGGGGAGCCAUCAUCAGCUAUGGCUGAUCACAGGACUGAGCUCGAAGAAGGCGAAGUUCGAGACGAUGUAGGAUGGGGUGCCCUGAUCGAGGGGACCGAAAGGGGUCAGAUUGCAACUCCUGUGGACAUCGAAGUUCUGCGGCUUGUCAUCAUUUCGUCUGAUAUCUUGACGCUUCACAAGGUGAUCAUGAUCGAUGGUACAUCGCCAGAAGGCAUUCAAAUCGGUAGGGAUAAAGUCCCUGGACCCACUCGUGUCCGAUUGAAAGAGAUGGCGGUGAGCAAAACACACGCAGUCAUCUUCCGUCAGGGUCCUGAAUGGUGCAUUGUCGACCUUGGCUCCACCCAUGGCACAUUCGUUGUUAGCGGUAGUGGCGCUGCAGAACGUCUCUCUCCUCCAAAGCAUGCCUCGCAACCUCACCCAUUAAAACAUCUCGACAAAAUCACCAUCGGAUCCACCACCGUCGUUGCGCAUCUGCAUCCAGAUUGGCCAUGCGACGCUUGCCAAAUCAAUGGAGACAACAUGUUUGAACUGUUUCAGGACACAGGGAAACGUGACCAGACCACUGAGAUCGAGAUCUCGCCACGAUACGCCGGCCCUCGUGGAAGUCAUGAAAUGUCAUUACUAAGAAAGAGUCUGCUCAAAGACAAUGGCCACUCUGCAACGAAGAACAGUGUCUAUGUCGACCGGUCUGCUUUACGACGACAGAUGGAACGUCCAUCUUCCAGACGAUCCGCUUCUCCUCCGCGUCUAUCCGAGCCAUCAAAGCCCGCUUCCUUUGCUGCCCGUAUGCUUGGCAAGCAAGGUUGGGUUGAGGGCAAGGGCCUUGGUGCUCAGAAUGAUGGUAUUGCAGAGCCGCUCAGCGUGAAGGCCAACAAGGACAAACGGGGUCUUGGGGACGAUGAAGAAGACUGGCGGAUACGUGGUAAAAAGAAGCGCUGGCGGGAGCUCGAGUAA
Messenger RNA from Kockovaella imperatae, 1080 nucleotides. RefSeq lists its product as hypothetical. Bases 1 to 1080 code for a protein of 359 amino acids. The record is from RefSeq and is a predicted model, not a curated record. NCBI's taxonomy places the organism in Eukaryota, Fungi, Basidiomycota, Tremellomycetes, Tremellales, Cuniculitremaceae. The transcript is spliced from 2 exons. Gene Ontology annotation, molecular function: nucleic acid binding; protein binding.